AUGAGCAAAUCAACCUCUGAAGAUUGCCGGAUUUCGAUUGAUGAAGAUGAAAAAACUUCACACGUCGAUGCCAAUAAUCCACAUAAUGGAAAGAAAAUAAACAAUCCACAUAAUGGAAAGAAGAUAAGCAAUCCACAUUAUGGAAAGAAAAUAGACAAAGUUGUUUUCUCACCAAAUAUGGACUAUGUUGCAACUGCGAGUUUUAAUGAUCAUUCGGUUUGCAUGUGGGAGUUUACGAACGGAGAAAAAGGAGAGCUCGAAUUAAUACCAUAUUAUUCCUUUAACCUUAUUGAAACGGUUUUAGGGGAUCCAAUUUGCAUCUCAAAUUCCGACACAAUUCUUACAGGAAACUUUAUUAAGGGUUCUUACAUAUACGAAACUAGAGAUUGUAACAGUGAAGAUGCAGAAAAAUUAUUAGAUGGCAGAGAUCACGAAAACGCUUUAGUAACUUGUGGAUUUCUUACAGAUGGAAAAUUCGCAGUUGUUGAAAGGGAACCUUAUCAGGUUCACAUCUAUUCUAAAGUUGGAGGGAAGUGGUACGGCACGAGUGACGUUAAACUCGUUAAAUUUCAACAUGCCGUUAUUUCUCAGGAUAGAGUGUUGAUUCUCAUAGAUUUGCCUUUUGUAAUCAUGCAAUGGAAUCUGAGAACACAAAAGUUUGAGAAACAAUACGAAUUGGAUUGGAGUUUGGCCGAGUAUCGAAAAG
Messenger RNA from Acaulospora morrowiae, 706 nucleotides. The record is from the annotation of a GenBank genome assembly. NCBI's taxonomy places the organism in Eukaryota, Fungi, Glomeromycota, Glomeromycetes, Diversisporales, Acaulosporaceae.